Salvia splendens (bonfire salvia) is the source of this 1249-nucleotide messenger RNA. RefSeq lists its product as uncharacterized. Lineage: Eukaryota; Viridiplantae; Streptophyta; Magnoliopsida; Lamiales; Lamiaceae. The transcript has 2 exons. The record is from RefSeq and is a predicted model, not a curated record. Bases 241 to 801 code for a protein of 186 amino acids.
AAACCUUCUUAUACAUAAUUAUAUUCCUUCAAAACUCAAAAAUAAAUAAAAAGAAACAACCCUUAUUUCCCCAGGCCACCACCCCUCCACGGCGGUCUAAGGCGGCUUCCCCCACCUUCCACCGCCGUGGCUGCCAUCUCACCACCGUUGUUUCCUCCCGUCUAACACUACAUUUAUACUUAAAUUAAUUCCACAUUAACAAUCCAUUUGAUCUUCAAUCUUCAAUUGAAUUAAUUGACCAUGAUUGAGGCAUCGGAGAUAGCCGAUCCCUCACCGGAGUCGUCGGCUCCUCCCUCGUCUGACGAGAGCGAGGAGCUGCAGCGGCUGGAGCACGCGCCGCCGUUCUGGCAGAACAAGCGGCGCCUGUCGAAGCAGCUGUCGAUGUGCGAGCUCCCACGCAACAUCGCGUGGGAGAGGCGGCGGCGGCGCCGGUUCGUCCAGCAGGAGCGGCGGAGGACCGAGGAUCUAACCGACGAGGACCUGCACGAGCUGAAGGGGUGCAUCGAGCUGGGGUUCGGGUUUGAUGAGGAGAACGGGCAGCGUCUCUGUAUGACGCUGCCCGCGCUCGACCUUUAUUUCGCGGUGAACCGGCAGUUCGUGACCAGCCCCAUCUCUAGCCCCGGCAGCAACGCCUCCGCGCCUAGCCCCGGGUCCGAAGGGCUCGGGACCCGAUCCUCCUCGUGCGGUAGCGAUUCUGAUUCGUGGAAGAUAUGCAACCCGGGUGAUGAUCCUCAGCAUGUGAAAACAAAGCUAAGGCAUUGGGCACUCGCCGUUGCUUGCUCUGUGAAGCAAUCCUCUUAAAAAGGGGUGAAUCAUUUACCAGAGAGAGAGAGGUGUGUGUGAGAGAGAAGCUUGCUGUGAUUAUCUAAAGAAGUAAGCUUUUUAGGUCAUCAUAUAUUGUGAAGUCAAUAAUUUCUUUAAAGAUUGGAACGACCAUAUUAUUUACAGUUACAUCAUGGUUAGACCCUUAGGCAAUUUUGUUCUCCAUAUAUUGUUUUACUUUUUUUUUCCAUAUUUUUAACAUGGAAAAAAACGUAAUCACACAAUGAAAAUUGGAGUAAUUUCAUAAGAAGUGGCCAGUUAUAAUAUGGGCAUAUAUAUUUUUGUAACAUGCCCAUUUCUAUCUACUAUUGUACGUUUUUGUACUACUAUUCCUUCUAUGUGAUGUGAGGAUUUCUCUUUUAUCAAAACAUUGUGUCCGUCAAAUUUGUAAAGAAUGGAUAAGUAGUUUAAUAUUUAAAAUGCUUAU